Pseudoliparis swirei is the source of this 858-nucleotide messenger RNA. RefSeq names its product pyroglutamyl-peptidase 1-like. Gene Ontology annotation, biological process: proteolysis. The transcript has 5 exons. Gene Ontology annotation, molecular function: pyroglutamyl-peptidase activity. NCBI's taxonomy places the organism in Eukaryota, Metazoa, Chordata, Actinopteri, Perciformes, Liparidae. The record is from RefSeq and is a predicted model, not a curated record. Bases 139 to 771 code for a protein of 210 amino acids. Gene Ontology annotation, cellular component: cytosol.
CACGUCUCACGCAACGUCUCGCGCAGCCAGCCGCGAGCGGGUCCCCUCCGUGGAUGUGUCCGUGUCCCCGCAGACGGAGAAGAGGCGGAGGGUGCUGGCUCAACAAGACCGACCGGAACACGGGCGACGGGACGGGAGAUGGACAACGGCAAACGGACUGUGGUCGUUACAGGUUUUGAGCCGUUUGGUGAGCACACAGUCAACGCCAGCUGGGUAGCAGUCCAGGAGCUGAAGAAGCUGGGUCUGGGUGGGGAGGUGGACCUGCACGUGUCCGAGGUCCCUGUGGAGUACCAGAGGGUCCAGAGUCUGGUUCCUACGCUCCUGAAGAAGCAUCACCCGUUGCUGGUGGUCCAUGUCGGGGUCUCGGGGAUGGCCACCACCGUCACGUUGGAGAAGUGUGGCAGAAACCACGGCUACAAGGGCCUCGACAACAGCAGCUUCUGUCCCGACUCGCAGUGUUGCAUUGUGGGAGGCCCGGACUGCAUCAACUCGGUGAUCGACAUGGAGUCGGUCUGUAAGCGAGUGACCGCCUCGGGGCUGGGAGUCGCUGUGUCCGUCUCCAAAGACGCCGGACGGUACCUGUGUGACUUCACCUACUACACGUCUCUGUACCUGAGCCGCGGCCGCUCCGCCUUCGUCCACGUGCCUCCUCUCGGGAAGCCGUACAGCGGGGAGGACCUGGGCCGCGCGCUGCAGGCCAUCAUCCACAAGAUGCUGGAGCUCCUGGACCAGAAAGAGGAGAAGAUCCACUGCCAGAAGCACUUCCACUGAGGGCCUCCGCCCCGAGCCCUCGACACACGAGAGAAAAUGCACUUAACCACGAGCAGCCAAACGUUCCUCCUUCAUCGCAUCACCUGU